Messenger RNA from Staurois parvus, 298 nucleotides. Lineage: Eukaryota; Metazoa; Chordata; Amphibia; Anura; Ranidae. The record is from the annotation of a GenBank genome assembly.
GAUGGCAUGUCUGUGCAAAUUCAUCCUUGUUUGCAACUUCUGGCCUACACCACAGUAUACAUCAGUAUACAUCAGUAGGAAACUUCCUUCUGAUUAUGAGGUCACAAAUAAUGGAAGCAAACCCUGCAAUAAAAAACGCUGCAAACUGUGCAACCAAAUCAAUCCAUCAAAAAGUGUCACACACUCAAAAGGGAUCUUCAAUAUCUCCGGAUCAUACAGCUGCACCUCCAGUAAUGUUGUGUACCUUAUCCAGUGCAGAAAGUGUAGCAAAGGAUCUUAUGUUGGCAAAACAGGACAG